This is a messenger RNA of Naegleria gruberi, 1536 nucleotides long. RefSeq lists its product as uncharacterized. The coding region runs from base 1 to 1365 and encodes 454 amino acids. Gene Ontology annotation, molecular function: GTPase activity; 7S RNA binding; GTP binding. The transcript has 4 exons. Gene Ontology annotation, cellular component: signal recognition particle, endoplasmic reticulum targeting; cytosol. Lineage: Eukaryota; Heterolobosea; Eutetramitea; Acrasida; Naegleriidae. The record is from RefSeq and is a predicted model, not a curated record. Gene Ontology annotation, biological process: SRP-dependent cotranslational protein targeting to membrane, translocation; SRP-dependent cotranslational protein targeting to membrane.
AUGGUCUUAGCAGAAUUGGGCUCACGUAUCACAACAGCCCUCCGAACCAUCAACUCACAAGCUGUUAUUGAUGAUGCUGCGAUCAGUGAAUUAUUAAAAGAAAUUGGUAAUUCACUUAUGGCUGCGGAUGUAAAUAUUCAACAAGUGAUUCAACUUCGUAAUGGUAUAAAAGCAGGAUUGGAUUUUGAAAAACUACCAAAAGGUAUCAAUAGAAGAAAUCACAUUAAAGCUGUAGUUUAUCAAGAAUUAUUUUUUGAAAUAGGUUUGCAAGGUGCUGGUAAAACAACAACUUGUACCAAGUAUGCAAGAUAUUAUCAAAAGAAGGGAUUCCGUUCAGCACUUGUUUGUGCCGAUACAUUCCGUGCUGGUGCUCUUGAACAAUUGAGACAAAACGCAGCUAAGGUUCAAAUUGCCUUCUAUGGUGACGAAUAUGAAACCAAUCCAGUUAAAAUUGCAAAGGAUGGUGUGGAACAAUUCAAAAAUGAAAAAUAUGAAGUCAUUAUUGUAGAUACUUCAGGAAGACACAUGCAAGAAGAAUCUCUGUUUGAAGAAAUGGAACAAGUUUCUCAAGCAGUUAAUCCAGAUGAAGUCAUUUUCGUCAUGGACAGUAGUAUUGGUCAAAGUGUUAAAGAACAAGCAGCUGCUUUCAAAUCUAGAGUAUCUGUAGGAAGUGUGAUUGUUACCAAAUUGGACGGUCAUGCCAAAGGUGGUGGUGCUUUGAGUGCUGUUGCAGCUACCAAAUCACCAAUUACAUUUAUUGGUACCGGUGAAGAUUUUGAUAAUUUCCAACAAUUUAAUGCUGAAAGCUUUGUUUCUAGACUUUUAGGACAAGGUGAUCUCAAAACACUUUUAACUACAGUUCAAGAAGCUGUAGAUCCAACAAAACAACCACAAAUGUUUGAUAAUAUUGCUAAAGGUAUUUACACAAUCAGAGAUAUGAGAGAACACUUUACAUCAAUAAUGAAGAUGGGUCCUCUGUCACAAGUAAUGUCAAUGAUACCUGGAUUCAGUGAACAAUUAUUACCAAAAGGAUCAGAACAAGAAAGUAAUGCAAGAUUAAAGAAAUACUUAACAAUAAUGGACUCUAUGAAUGAUACUGAAAUGGAUUGUACAGAUAUAACUAAAUUACCGAACAUGCAAUCAAGAAUAAUGCGUAUUGCUAGAGGAAGUGGUAGAACACCAAAAGAUGUUCAAGAAUUAUUGGAACAAUUUAAAGUAUUCCAAUCCAUGAUUGGAAGAGUGAAGGAUCUCAACUUAGCUAACAUGAAAUCGCCUAAAGAUUUACAAAAACUUUCUAAAAAUUUACCAAAUACUCUCAAAGGUGAUUUAGGCAGUAUGUUUGGAGGUGCUGCAGGAGAAAUCUAAGGAAUCAUCCGAAAAGAAUCUCACAAAGAAAAGAGUUAUUGUUGAAUAUGUUCCACCAUACACUAGAAAGAAUUACAGUGUCGCUGUUGCCAUCCCUGGAUGUGUACUUGAUUCAAACAUGUCAGAAGAACAAAAGACAUUAUUGUGCAUUUCUAUAGCUCGUGCUUGUAC